AUGUCCCUCUCCCCUCCCCUCCCCCCCUUCAACUCCUCCGACCCAAGCGCCACCUUCCUCUCCUCCUCCACGCUCGACUUCCUCCUCAUCGAACUCGUCCCGCUCGCCCACCGCGUCACCACCGACCGCGACUUUGCCUCGCCCUCUACAGCCACAGCCACAAACUCAACAGCAGACGCCCUGCAAUCGCCUCCCCACAGCGCAGCGACGGCCAAAUCAGAGGCUACAUCCGGCACGGUCGUGGGCGACGCAGCGGCGGGAGAUACGCCCAAGAGGAUAGACGACGAGGAACAUCUCGAUGCGGUGCAUUAUAGGCUUGAGGCGCAGGGAUAUCGCGUCGGACAGGGCCUUGUAGAAAGGUACAUGGCAUCCUUACCCAAGAAAGCAUACAUCCAACCUCCACAAGAAAUGGUAGCUAAACAACUCCCGAUACGCUUGGCGCAACACAGAUUCUCUCGCGACAGACCCCGCUUCAACGACACCCUCGACGUAAUCAAGUUCCUCUGCAAGGACCUGUGGUCCCUCGUCUUUGGCAAGAACAUUGACAAUCUCAAGACAAAUCACCGAGGAGUCUACGUCCUCACCGACAACGCCUUCCGCCCAUUCUCGCGCAUGAGUACAGAAACCGGCAGCCAGGCCGUCGUCCGAGCACAGCCUUUCCUAUGGUUCCCCUGCGGCAUCAUUCGCGGCGCAUUAGCUGCUCUGGGUAUCAACGCCACCGUUCAAGCCGAAGUCAAUGAGCUACCGGGAGCCAUAUUUCAGAUCAAAACCAUCCCCGCCAAGCCCUAG
This is a messenger RNA of Trichoderma gamsii, 789 nucleotides long. RefSeq lists its product as hypothetical. NCBI's taxonomy places the organism in Eukaryota, Fungi, Ascomycota, Sordariomycetes, Hypocreales, Hypocreaceae. The record is from RefSeq and is a predicted model, not a curated record. Bases 1 to 789 code for a protein of 262 amino acids. Gene Ontology annotation, cellular component: TRAPP complex; trans-Golgi network; cis-Golgi network. Gene Ontology annotation, biological process: endoplasmic reticulum to Golgi vesicle-mediated transport; regulation of GTPase activity. The transcript has 3 exons.